ACAUGUACACUGAUCAUCAGGGCACUGAUCAGUGUGCCCUGAUGAUCAGUGUGGCCCCAGAAGUGCCACCUGUCAGUGCCACAUAUCAGUGUCCAUCUGAGCUGCCUUUCAAUGUCACCCAUCAGUGCCAGUCAGUGCCAACCUAUCAGUGCUGCCAAUCAGUGCCACCUAUCAGUGCCAGUCAGUGUCGCCUAUCAGUGCCAGUCAGUGCCGCCUAACAGUGCCAAUCAGUGCCACCUAACAGUGCUCGUCAGUGUCUGCCAGUCAGUGCCGCCUAUCAGUGCCACCUAUCAGUGCCAUAUAUCAGUGUCAUGUAUCAGUGCUGCCUUUCAGUGCCCACCAGUAAUGCCUGUCAAUGCCCAUCAGUGCAACCUACCAGUGCCUCCUCAUCAGUGCCACCUAUCAGUGCCCAUCACUGCAACCUCAUUAGCGCACAUCAGUGAA
Messenger RNA from Staurois parvus, 444 nucleotides. NCBI's taxonomy places the organism in Eukaryota, Metazoa, Chordata, Amphibia, Anura, Ranidae. The record is from the annotation of a GenBank genome assembly.